Messenger RNA from Schistosoma turkestanicum, 1917 nucleotides. The record is from the annotation of a GenBank genome assembly. Lineage: Eukaryota; Metazoa; Platyhelminthes; Trematoda; Strigeidida; Schistosomatidae.
AUGCCUAACGCCAUUGGAAUCGAUCUUGGCACAACAUAUUCGUGUGUUGGUGUUUUCCAGCAUGGUAAAGUGGAAAUAAUCGCCAACGACCAGGGUAACAGAACGACACCGAGUUAUGUGGCAUUCACAGACAAUGAGCGUUUGAUUGGUGAUGCAGCGUUGAACCAAGUGGCGAUUAACCCAACAAAUACAGUGUUUGAUGCGAAGCGGCUAAUCGGUCGUCGGUUCGAUGAUCCAUCAGUGCAGAGUGAUAUGAAGCACUGGCCAUUCGAGGUGACCCAAGUCGGUGGGAAGCCGAAGAUUUGUGUUACGUAUAAGGGUGAGAAAAAGACGUUCGCCGCUGAGGAGGUUUCGUCGAUGGUGCUGGUGAAAAUGAAGGAAGUAGCUGAAAGUUAUUUGGGCAGGACGGUGAGUGAUGCAGUUAUAACAGUUCCUGCUUACUUCAAUGACAGUCAGCGUCAAGCAACGAAAGAUGCAGGUGCUAUAGCUGGUCUUAAUGUGCUGAGAAUCAUUAACGAACCAACAGCUGCCGCAAUUGCCUAUGGUUUAGACAAGAAGGUUGGUGGUGAGCGUAAUGUGUUGAUAUUUGAUUUGGGUGGAGGUACAUUUGAUGUGUCUCUGUUGACAAUUGAGGAUGGGAUAUUUGAGGUGAAGUCUACUGCUGGCGAUACGCACUUGGGGGGUGAAGAUUUUGACAAUCGUAUGGUGAAUCACUUUAUACAGGAGUUCAAGCGGAAACACAAGAAAGAUAUCAGUGAAAAUAAGCGUGCAGUGCGUCGUCUGAGAACGGCGUGUGAACGUGCGAAGCGUACAUUAAGUUCAAGCACCCAAACGAACGUGGAGAUCGACUCAUUGUACGAUGGUAUUGACUUUUACACAACGAUUACUCGUGCACGAUUUGAGGAAUUGUGUUCCGAUCUGUUCCAGGCUACAUUGGAGCCUGUUUCGAAGUCUAUAAAAGAUGCUAAGCUCGAUAAGGGUCAAGUUCAUGAGAUAGUGUUGGUUGGUGGUUCCACUCGCAUCCCUAAGGUGCAGAAGAUGUUGCAGGAAUACUUCAACGGGAAGGAGUUGAACAAGUCUAUUAAUCCGGAUGAAGCAGUGGCUUAUGGUGCAGCAGUGCAGGCAGCUAUUCUGAGUGGUGACAAGUCUGAGGCUGUGCAGGACUUGCUGUUACUUGACGUGGCUCCAUUGUCACUGGGUCUUGAGACAGCUGGAGGUGUGAUGACGGCUUUGAUUAAGCGCAACACGACAAUCCCGACGAAGCAGACUCAAACGUUCACGACGUACUCGGACAACCAGCCCGGUGUGCUUAUCCAGGUGUUCGAGGGCGAACGCGCGCUGACAAAAGACAACAAUUUGCUUGGCAAGUUCGAACUGUCAGGUAUCCCACCCGCUCCUCGUGGUGUUCCACAGAUCGAAGUGACGUUUGAUAUAGACGCAAACGGUAUUCUGAACGUUUCUGCCGUCGACAAGAGCACUGGGAAGGAAGGCAAGAUAACGAUCACAAAUGACAAGGGUCGUUUGACAAAGGAGGAGAUUGAGCGGAUGGUUUCUGAUGCGGAGUUGUACAAGGUUGAGGAUGAGAAACAGAAGAACCGCGUUUCUGCAAAGAACUCGCUUGAGAGUUAUGUGUAUGCAAUGAAACAGCGAGUGGAGGGUGAUGAGUUGAAAGGCAAGAUAUCUGAAAGUGAUCGUAAGACGAUAUUGAACGCGUGUGGGGAAGCAAUUAGUUGGCUGGACAACAAUCAGUUGGCGGAGAAGGACGAGUUUGAUUACCAUCAGAAGGAGUUGGAGAAGGUUUGUGCGCCGAUAAUUACGAAGAUGUAUCAGGAUGGUGGUAUGCCAGGAGGCAUGCCCGAAGCAGGUGGUGCGGGUGGUGGAAGUGGUAAGGGACCAACCAUUGAGGAGGUCGACUAG